Astrephomene gubernaculifera is the source of this 430-nucleotide messenger RNA. NCBI's taxonomy places the organism in Eukaryota, Viridiplantae, Chlorophyta, Chlorophyceae, Chlamydomonadales, Astrephomenaceae. The record is from the annotation of a GenBank genome assembly.
CGCAUUCACCUGGCUGCUGCACUUCACACUGGUGGUGCCGUACGUGACGCAGGACAAUUGGCUGCUUCACCCCUACCUGAUCAUCUACCUGAAGAACAUCCACCGCCUGAAGCACGCCAGCGAUACGGGCACGUUUGACGAGGAGGGGCGCAUGUACCCAGGGAAGUUCGAGCAGAUCUGGGGUGUGUUGGGCGCCGAGGAGCUGCGCAGCUACGAUGACGUGAAGCGGCUGGUGCGGGCGAACAAGGACGUAGCGGACCCCGUGGGAUGGCUGGCCUCCACCAUCUCCUGGACUCUGCUGUGGCUGGUUGCGCGCGACGAGCGCGGCGUGGUGAGUCGCGAGGCGGUGCGAUCCUGCUACGACGGCACGCUGUUUUACCGCAUUGCGGAGGCGCGCCGCGCACGCGCUCUGGCGUCCAAGUACGAGUGA